CCCGCCACCAGCAUAGAGACACAUUCGGCCGAUGCAACCAAUUCCAAUUAUUGAUGACCUACGCACAUGGACGACACUCGCAACGUAGCCAACCUAUCGGACCCGUGAACCCAACAGAGGACGAUCAACCCAGUUGAAGGAAUUGCUGACGCUGCAGAAGUGAUUAUAUAAAACUAGUUGUGCAAGAGAAAAUCAGUCAGUCUGAAGUGUGGAUUUAAGUUGAAUGUAAUUAAUUUUAUUUGGUUAGAAAUAAAUUAUUUUUUUAUCGUAAUUCGAGCGAUUAGCUCUUUACUGGCGCAGUCUUGUAGUGAAAAGUGGUGAAACGAAGGACUAAGUGUUUGAGUGUACAUCAAUACAGAAGAAAUUCGGAGAAGUGAUUCUAAGUCUACUAGUGACUGGCUGUUACCCGGGAAACCAUCCCUGCACGUAUACCAGCGGAUUUGCGGUACCAGAAAGAUUCAUCAUCUUCACACCACCGGACCAACCAACGAACAAUCCCACAUCAUAGGCUCCAGGAUAAGAUGAGGACCAUCAUCCUGUUAAUACUUGUACCGCUGACAGCAGCCACCAUGUAUCACGAUGUCUCAACACAAAAUGGACUACUAAUCAUCAAAACAGACAAAGUUCGCAUCAGGACAGGGUUUGAACGAGUAUUGCAUAAAGUCAAUCUUGAAGAUCUAAAACAGAACAUCAAUUUUAUAGAGCAUAUUUCCACUAACUUAAACAUGUCAGACCACAUAAGCCAAACGUUAAACUUCAAAUUAAAUAAAGCCAACGAGAAAUUACUAGCACUAUAUCCAAGACGCACUAAGAGAGGACUCAUAAACGCACUAGGGACCGCAAUUAAAUUCAUCUCUGAAAUCCCGAUCAAACAGAUUUAGAUAUGAUAAAUCAAAAUUUGGAAACCCUAGAAGUAAACAGCAAUAAAAUUAUAAAUAACCAAGCUAGACAAAUCCGAAUCAAUAAUUUGUUACAGGAUACAAUCAAUAAAGUUGCAAAAUCUUUAAGAUCAAUCAAACAGGAAGUAAACUCAAAGCACUUAGAUUUCAAAAAUGAUUUAGAACUCAUUAAUCUGAUAUUUAAUAUUGACAUCAUCAUAAGAACACUUGAAGAUAUAGAAGAACAAAUAGCCUUUUCUAAAAAUAAUUUUCUAAAUAAAAACAUUCUUAGUCCAACCGAAAAAGAAUAUAUUUGGAAAUCCCUUACGGAACAACAAGUCAACAUUAAAUUUGAGGACGAAAUUUACAAAUUCAUAGAAGCGAUUGUUUCACUGCAAAAUAACCACAUUAUAAUAAUUGUAAAGAUCCCUACAAUUGAACAGCAGGAAUAUACUCUGAUGCAGAUCGAACCAGUCAACGCAAAUGGAAACCGGAUAGACACAGCUAUUCGUUACAUAGCUGCCCAUCAACAGACGUUCUACGAGCAGAAGGAGAGAUGCUACAUUUGCGUCAACGACAAUCCAGUGAACGACGAAUGCGUAUUCAAUAUAUUGGUAAACCAGAAAGCCAGGUGUCGAAUGCACAAACAAUCAGAUCAACCGAUCGUGAAGGAGUUAAACGCCGGGACCAUCCUAAUCAACACAGAUACAGCGGUCCACAUUCUAGAUUCAUGUGGAGACUCUCGCAUAGUGUCAUCACCCACAAUAGUUGAAGCAGGUAAUUGCACAAUCACAGUGCAAAACACCACAUUUAAGGGCAACCCAAAAGCCAUAAAACAGCAAGAAUAUUUCACACCCAUUUUUGGGAAGGAAAUAGAGGUAUCUAAAAGGAAUACAAAUAUUGAAGAGGUGCACCAGAUGAACCUACAAAACCUGGAAGAAAUAAGGAAACUCAAACUGCAUAUUGCCGGUUCCCACAUGCUAGGAGCAAUAGCUCUCGCUUCCUUAAUCUUGUUACCGUUAAUCAUUUUCUGUAUUCGUAGAUACAAAAUUCAACACAGAAAUCAGUUUCACCAAACUGAUAAGAAGGAUAUCGUUUCGUUAAGUAUUUCCAGCAACCCAGCUAGCGACGAUUCAAAAGAAGACCAGAGAGAGAAACCGUUUCGUUUCAUGGAAACACUUGUUCCAAGGCUCGAAACUGUAUUUUAG
This is a messenger RNA of Armigeres subalbatus, 2086 nucleotides long. RefSeq lists its product as uncharacterized. The record is from RefSeq and is a predicted model, not a curated record. The coding region runs from base 884 to 2086 and encodes 400 amino acids. The transcript has 2 exons. NCBI's taxonomy places the organism in Eukaryota, Metazoa, Arthropoda, Insecta, Diptera, Culicidae.